Messenger RNA from Guillardia theta CCMP2712, 597 nucleotides. RefSeq lists its product as hypothetical. Lineage: Eukaryota; Cryptophyceae; Pyrenomonadales; Geminigeraceae. The record is from RefSeq and is a predicted model, not a curated record. Gene Ontology annotation, molecular function: protein binding. The transcript has a single exon. The annotation marks the transcript as partial.
CGAAGGGCAAGAGAAGCAGGAGGAAUCGAGACGGUGGUGACAGGGAUGAUGCGGCACGAGGAACAUGCAGGGGUGCAGAAGCAAGGGAGCACGGCAUUGUGGAAUAUGAUGUCCAUCGACGAAUACGAACAUAAUGGAGAUAAGGUCAGAGAGGUGGGAGGAGUGGAGACUGUUGUGAAGGGCAUGGUGCGGCACGAGCAGCAUGCGGGUGUACAGCAGGAAGGAUGCAGAUUCUUGUGGGAUUUCGUAACGAGCGAAGUCAACAAGGUGGCGGUGAGAGAGGCGGGGGGGAUCGAGGCAGUCGUGAGGGGGAUGGUGAGGCACGAAGAGCAUGCUGGGGUUCAGAAGCAGGCGAUCAGAUUCUUCCGACGGAUUGCCCUGCAUGUUCGCGAGAAUGAUGUGAGAAUGAGACAGGCAGGAGCUAUCGAGGCGGUUGUGCAAUCGAUGGUGCGACAUGCCGAGGACGCGGAGGUGCAGGAGGAAGGGUUCGGAACCUUGAUGAACGUCAUGGCCAACGAUGAAGAGAACCACCAGAGGCUAAGAGCGGCCGGGGGGAUCGAGGCCAUAGUGAAUGGCCUGCAGAGGCAUCAGCAAGUG